UCGCAAAUUGUAUCCAUAAUAUCGUAAAUAAUGGAUUAUAAAUUGUUUGUCAUAUUUAUAAUGACAUUAAAUAUGCGCCAAAUAUUUGGUGCAUUUCAAUACCCAGCGGUCAAAAGAGACGAUAGCUUUUCUAAAGACUAUUUCGGCACAACUGUGAAAGAUCCGUACCAGUGGUUAGAAUUUCCGGACACCGAUGAAACCAAAAAGUUUGUUACCGAUCAAAACGCUGUCACUAAACCAUACGUUGAGACCAAUCCAUACCGAAAAGAAAUCACCAAAAAUGAUGGGACGACAUCUCUUCAGUUCACCUCAUUCUCCAAAGACGGCAAAUACUGCGCCUAUGGUAUCAGUAAAGGCGGCUCCGAUUGGAUCACUAUUAAAAUCAAAGACACGGAAACAUUGGUCGAUUUGACGGAUGAAUUGAAAAAAAUCAAAUUCUCGUCCACUUCUUGGACUCACGACAAUCUGGGCUUCUUUUAUGCGCAAUACGACGAGUACGACGGGACGGGUGAGGGAACUGAUCCGGAACCGCCAAAGAAUCAGAAACUAUUCUACCAUAAAGUGGGAACACUGCAGACCGCGGACAUCAUGAUCACUAAAUUUGUAGAUAAACCCGAUUGGCUAAUAGGAACACCAGUAGUGAGCGAUGACGGGAAAUACGUGCAUAUCUUCCCACAGGAGGGCACGUCGACCAGCGCCUGGUAUUACGCAAAACUGGUCACUCCGGUCGCCGCAGAGCUGACCUUCACUGCCGUCAAAGACAAAUCGGACGGCGAGUACUAUUACGUGACCAGCGAUGACAACUUGGUUUACUUGCGAACCAACAAGAAUGCCCUUAAAUUCCGUGUGGUUAGAGUGGAUCUCGAUAAACCGGAUGAGGCCAAUUGGGAAAACAUAGUCCCCGAACACGCCAUCAGUGUAUUGAAUGACGCGGUGGCCGUCGCUAAUGACUAUCUGGCCGUCGUAUACAUGAGAGAUGUCGUGCAGAUCAUUGAAAUACAUAAUCUCAAUGAUGGCAGAUAUCUGUGGGAUAUCGACACUCCCAUCGGCACAGUUGGUGGUCUCAGUGGUGAUCGAGACGGCAAAGAAUUAUUCUACAAAAUGACAUCGUUUCUCAAUCCCGGGAUUAUAUAUCGAUACGAUUUCAACACUAAUCCCAACACUAUUAGCGUGUUCAAGUCAUCGGUGAUCGCGGGUUUGGAUACGAGUGAAUUCGAGACCAAUCAGGUCUUCUAUGCGAGCAAAGACGGCAAAGUGAAAGUUCCCAUGUUUUUGGUCCACAGGAAGAAUAUCAAACUCGAUGGCUCUAAUCCCACCCUAUUGUACGCUUAUGGAGGCUUCAACAUCAAUAUUCAGCCAGGAUUUGAUCCGUUGGGCACUUUUUUCAUUAAACACUUAAAUGGUAUCUACGCGGUGGCCAAUAUCAGAGGCGGCGGUUGGCACGAGGGAGGGAUGCUAUUGAAUAAGCAAAAUGUUUUCGACGACUUCGCCUCUGCGGCCGAGUAUUUGAUUAAUAAGAAAUAUACGCGAAGAGACCGACUUACAAUCAAUGGUCGUUCAAACGGCGGUCUAUUAGUGGGUGCCGUCAGUAACCAGAGACCAGAUAUCAUCGGCUGUUCGUUGGCUAAUGUCGGAUACUCUCCAUUGCAUGCCAUACCACAGGCCGCCACUCAAUACCCAGCGAUGCUUGUAUUGACAGCGGAUCACGACGACCGGGUAGUGCCCGCGCACUCAUACAAAUAUGCGGCACAAUUACAGUAUGAAUUGGGGUCCAAACUGGCCGACACUCCCCUUAUGAUAAGAAUCGACACCAAUUCUGGUCACGGCGCUGGAAAACCCAUCUCUAAAUGGAUCGAAGAAUACACUGAUAUCGUGUCCUUUAUAUUGAAUUCGUUGAAAAUUGAUUACAAGAGUCAGAGUGUUGUCAAGCGAUAU
Messenger RNA from Medioppia subpectinata, 1935 nucleotides. The record is from the annotation of a GenBank genome assembly. NCBI's taxonomy places the organism in Eukaryota, Metazoa, Arthropoda, Arachnida, Sarcoptiformes, Oppiidae.